AUGUCAUUGCUACCAAUGAAGAGUUUAUCUGCCUCACUACCUGUAUUAUUUAUUGAGGCACGUCUUCAGGGACCACCUGAAAUUAUAUUCUCACAAAUGGGUAUUUCAUUUGACGCUGAUAAAUGCAAUGUUGCUCUACUCAUGCGUACAAGCGGUGUAUUAUUGGUUGCUUCAGUUGGUUCAUAUAUGAUGUAUCGGGUUUGUUCCCGAUUACUGGGAAGAAAUUUUAUUUGGACAAUUCUGGAACAAGCAUGUUUUGAUUUACUUGCUCGUGAUGAGAAGUAUUUGCUAAAUUCAAAAAUGUCAUAUAUAGCCAGCGAUGAAUAUGAUAACUAUUGUUCAGUGGAAUUAACAGACGAUGAAGAAAGCGAUUGCGACAGUCAUAAUCCUUCAACAAUGCCAUAUUCGGAUCACUUAGGACGAGCACUACAAAUUUGUGAUAGCCCAAUUGAAAAUUUAAGAAGGCGAUCAAAAAUGGCUUUAAAGCAUCCGAAACGUCCAGCGAGUAUUGCUUCACAAAGUUCUACGAAUGCAGAACUUACUUCAAGUGGAAAGUCAGCUUCGUUACAUCUACUUUGGGAUGAUCCACAAUGGGAUGAGGAAACCGACUGUUAUUUUUAUGGUGAUGCUGUACAACAUGAUCAUUAUUCAGUAUCAUCUGAUGUUUCAAAUAUGACCGAAUUUCGAGCUGCCAAAGGAUUGUUUGAAGAAUCGGAUGAUCGCUGUAAGAUGAAUAAGGACGAUCAAAAGAGUAAUGAAAAUUUGAAUCGAGAAGAAAGAAAUAGUGAUUUAGAGAAUAAUGAUUUCAUUCAAAAAAAUUGUAUGGUCGAUUCUAAACAUCUUUAUCACAUUACCACUGGAUUUAUAACUCGAACCAAUAGUAUGUCAAUAUCGAGCGAACGUAGUUCUCAAUCAUUUCCAUCUUUGAGGCAACGACUUAUUGCUAAUACACCAUCCGGUGGACUACUUGAAUUGGUACAAUCAUCGACUAAAUCACCGAUGACAACAGCGGAUCAUAUGAUGGCAUCAAUGACUGAUAGUGGAAUUAGUAGAGGAACUAUUUCAACAUCCAAUUUGCAAUCAUCCAUUAGAUCAAGUGAACCUGAUCGAAAAGGAGAAAUAUGCUCGAGUGAAGAUGAAGUUCUCGAUAUGAUGACACUCGUCACACUAAAAACGAAGAGAAAUUCUAUUAUUCGGCGGAGUAAUUCAAAGUUAAUCAGCGAGGAUCGUUGCUCAAUAGCCACAUCUGCCCGAAGUAUGGAAUGGUUUGAGGAUAAUUAUUGUCCAUUUAUCACAGGAGAACAUUUGAAAGAAUCAUUGGAUGAUUCAUUAGCUGCAUGCUUCAGUCGCUCCAACCUUAAUCAGAUACAUCCCAGUAGUUCAAACAAUAGACAAAAUCACCUGUACAAUGUUACGCGAGAUUUAAUGGCUUGGGCAAAAGAACAGUUUGCCCCGAAAUCUUCUCAGCUAAGGGCUCUUCAAUCAUUAUACAUAUCACGUCCACAUUGGCGAAGGAUUGGAUUAAAGCGAAGUUCGAAUUGCUCGGAACAAUUUCUCAGUUCUCUGUUGCAUUUAAUGUUCAUUCGUGGGAUACCAUUUUUCAAUUGCUCGGAUGUAUUGAUCGCUGCAAAGGUUUCACCUUUUACCUUUAAUUCAUUUUACACUUUGUAA
Molecule: messenger RNA, 1671 nt
Organism: Cercopithifilaria johnstoni
Lineage: Eukaryota; Metazoa; Nematoda; Chromadorea; Rhabditida; Onchocercidae
Source: the annotation of a GenBank genome assembly